CUCCCGGGAAAUGCCCAGCGGGCGCCGAGAAUCGGAGAAGGGAGCGAGCGGCUGAGAUUGAAGGCAGCAGACGGGAUCCGCGCUCGACCCCCGGGCAGAGGGAGGAGCGCAGUGCCCGGGGGUGGGAUAGUGGGAGACAUUACAGAGCACGGUGCAGAGUCCAGAUAACAGGAAAGACUUUUUAUUUCGAGGAGACACUGAGGAUUCUCCUCUGACCAGUCUUUCUGCCAAAAUACGAGAAAUUGUCACCAGAAACCUGAAGGAGGAGGAGAAAUCAGCAUUGUCCCUGGAGAUGACAUCUGUGCUGCCACUUCAAGAAGAGAAUCGCAUCUUGCAACAGGAGUUAUCCCGGGUGGAGGACCUCCUGGCUCAGAGCCGAGCUGAGCGAGAUGAACUGGCGAUUAAAUACAAUGCCAUCAGUGAGCGGCUGGAGCAGGCCUUGAAGCUUGAGACAGGGGAGAGGGAGCGCGAAAAUCUGGAAAAUAAGAGCCUGGCGCAGCAGAACAUUGAGCUAAGGCGCCGCCUGGAAGAGGAACAGGCUUCAUAUAAACGCAAGCUUCAGGCCUACCAGGAGGGUCAGCAGCGGCAGGCCCAACUGGUCCAGAAACUUCAAUCCAAGGUCCUUCAGUACAAGAAGAAAUGUGGCGAGGUGGAGCAGCAACUGAUUGAGAAAGCCACAGAGCUGGAACAGCACCGACUCUCCAGCCAGCUGGACCUCACAGAGUCACGACUGCGACAGUCUGAAGAGGAACAGAGCAAUGAACUGGAAAACACCCUGAUCCGCUUGGAGGAAGAACAGCAGAGAAGUGCCAGCCUGACCCAAGUGAACUCCAUGCUCCGGGAACAGCUGGACCAGGCAAAUUCUGCCAACCUUGCCCUGAGUGAGGACAUUCGCAAACUGACUGUCGACUGGACGAAGGCACGGGAGGAACUUGAGCAGAAGGAGGUGGAAUGGAGACAGGAAGAGGAGUCCUUUAACACCUAUUUCAGCAACGAACACAAUCGCCUGCUGACUCUCUGGAGACAGGUCGUGGGCUUCAGACGUCACUUCUGUGAGAUAAAGUCAGCCAGUGAGCGGGAUCUCUCCGAGCUGCGGAAUGAUCUGGCAAAAUCCUCGCGCACGAUCCACGCGUCAUGUCUGAACCUGAGCGGAUACCUGCGGAUUUCAGAAAGCAGCUCCACGGUGACUCUGGAGAAACAGUCGAUCCAGCUCGCUCAACUUGAGGAACAGCUCCGGGACAAGGUGCGGGAAAUGAUCCAGCUCCAAGCCAAGUACGACCGGGAGAAGGCCGAGCAGAAUGCCAGGAUCACAGAACUGAUGGUGACUGUUGAACGACUGACAGCCCAGAAUAACGAGAAGGAAAAGACGAUCAACAGCCUGAACCAGACAGUGGAGAACCUGGAGUCAGGCCGAGCUGAGACCCAGGAUGUUCAGGAUGGAGCAGAGAUUGAGUCGGUGAAAGCAGAGCUGGAGUCGCUGCAUCAAAUCCUCAGAGACAUCACACAGGUGAUCAUUUCUGACUCGGAAUGUGGGGCUGUGUUCCCAGCCACCGAGGGGACUGGUGAGGUCACGGAAAUGGAGUCCUCCCUGUUCAGUCCCUUGGGGCUCACGUCCAGCCUGCGCACUCCGUCUCCACGGCGACGGACCUCUCCCCGCCGCAGCCAUUCGCCACGAUACAACCUCUCACCAGGAUUCUCGGACUCCAUGUACUCGGCUGUUCAAACUGCUGUGCAGAAGAGACAACUCCUGAUCCAGGAGCUCCGUGGAAGGUACGAGGUGUGUCAGGAGUCAGUGGCUGCCCUGAAGAAGCAGUUGGGUGACAGUGAGAAUGAGCGUCGGGCCCUGGACCAGCAGAUACUGAAGCUCAAGGAGGAGACUGAGGACUCAGUGCGAGCCAAGGAUGAUGCCAAGCGUGACGCCAACCGUUUUCGCUCCUCUGCCGACCUUCUUGGAAGCGAGAAGUCAAACUUGGAGAAGUCCAUUCAGUCCCUGCAGCUGCAGAUCGAGACGGUGCGGCAGGAGAACGAGAAACUGCAGCUGGCCAACGGAGAACUUCAGCGGCAGCGGGACAACCUGGAGGACGAGAAGGAGGACAUUUUGAAGGACAAGGCGAGGGCGCAGAAGGAGAUCGAACGUGGCCACAAGAUGAUUGAACAGAUGGAAGUCAAGAAUUCGAGUAUGAGAAAGGAGUUGGUGCUGGUAAAGGAGGCCUUGAGCAAGGCAGCACUGGAUAAGGAAGUGCUGGAGAGUGAGAAGGCAGGAACUGAAGAAGCUUUAAGCAAGGUGGAGGCUGCAAAUGCUGAGAUGGAGCUCAUCCUGAACAAGCUGAGGACAGAGCAGGCUUCCCUCCGGGAUUCUCUGACCAAGAUGAGCGCCUUCAACGAGGGUCUGGCCCAGGACAAAGUGCAGCUGAACAAGAUCAUCCUGGAGCUGGAAGAUGAGAAGGCCACUCUGCUGGGACAGAAGAAAGAAGUUGAACAGGAAAAGGCCUCGAUCCGCGAUGAGUUAGUGCGACUGGAACAAGAGAAGCUGGACCUGCACACUGAACGUCAUGGCCUCGACCACUCCCUGCAAAUCGUGGAGCAGAGCCGGGAGAGGCUGGAGCAUGACCUGCUGACAUACCAGCGGGACAAGGGGGAGCUGCAGGGUCAGCUUGGACAGGUGACCCGGCAGAAGAACAGCUUGGCAGAGGAACUGCAAGAGGCUCGCUGUGAGAUUGAACGCAACACCGAGUCGUUGUUCCGAGCUGCCAAAGAAAAGGAAGAAGUGACCAGGGACAAGGCGAAUCUGGUGGUUCAGCUCACAGCUUCCGAGCGUGAGAAUAGGGCACUGGCAGAUGAAGGGGCUGCUCUCAGGUCUGAGAAGGAGGCUCUGGAGACCACCUUGUUUGAGACUCAGCAGCAGCUGGCAAUCCUGGAGGCACGGAAAGAGCAACUUCAUGGCGAGAAUCAGACUUUGCUAGUGGCUAAGGAGGCUCUGCAAGUUGAGAGUAACCGUGUACGGAAAGACAUGGAGAUGGAGAGGACCAAGGCAGAGCGAGACAAGGAGCUCCUCACCCAGAAACUCUCCCAAACCGAGCACGAAGCACAGGCCACUCUGAGAAAGGAACAGACGGCCCAUGAGGAGGAUGUGGAUCGACUGCAGCAAGAGAAGGAAGCCUUGCGUCUGAGGCUGGAAGAGGAGCGGGAGGAGAUUAUCAAUCAGCUGAAGCAGGAGCGAGAGGAGCUCUCUGUUCGCUUUGAAGUUGAGAAGGAAGAGUUAAAUGAAGAGAUCACGGCCCUGCAGCAGGAGCGCGAUGAGACAUUGCUGCUGGCUGAGAACGAGAAACAGCAGAUCCUGUCCUUGAAGGAGUCAGAGAAGGCGAUUCUCUCCGAGAAGCUGACCAAUACUCAGCGUGAGCUCAACGCUGUUUCAAUGGACCUGGAGCAGCUGAGGCGGGAUACAAACAGCCGACAUGAACAAGACAGAAGCCAAAUUAAUAAUUUGACAUUGGAGUUGAAGAAUUUCCACACUCAAUUUGAAGAAGCUGUCACUGCCCACCAGCAAGAGAUGAAAACCCAGAAUGAACAAGCCAAGGACCUAAUGAAACAGCGUGAAGCUGCCCUCCGAGAGGUGGAGGAGCUGAAGACGCAGCUUCGAGUGGCCGAAGACGCCCGUGAUGGAAUCCGACGUGACCUGAUCGAAGCUCACCGGAAGAUCCGAGAGCAGCAGGAAACCCAGGAGGUGCAGCGCAAAGAGAUCACUGACCUGAAACGGUCUGUUGCUGAUGAAGUGAAGGAAAAGGAGGCCGUUCAGCAGUCCAACCAGGAGCUGCGAGGCAACAUUAAGAAAGCAGAGAGCGAAAGGAUCAGUUUGAAACGAGCUAAUGAGGAGAAGGAACAAAAGGUCUCUGUGCUGGAAGAGGCAAAAGUGAACAGCGAGAAGGAAUCGGCAGACCUUCGAGCAAGUCUCCGAGAAGUUGAGAAAUCCCGUCUGGAAGCGCGGCGAGAGCUUCAGGAGCUGCGCCGACAGGUGAAGAUGUUGGAUACUGAAAACACAAAGAAGAAUAAGGAGGUGCUAGAGCUUCAGGCUCGUGUGACCCUGGAUGAGCAGCGAGAGGAGGAGAGCAGGCGCGAGUCAUUUGAAUUGAAGCAGAAAAUAGUACAGACUGAAGCCAGCAGGGAAUCUGCUCGCAAAGAGGUGUCCAAUCUUCAGCGCAAAGUGGCCGAAGUUGAGCAAGAAUUCCGCAUCCGGGAAAAGGAGCUGUUGGGCAACCUGGAAGAGGCCCAGGGAAUUGGGAAGAAGCUCCAGGACAAUGCUCGCAACCUGGAGUUGAAGUUGCAGAAAGCUCACAGUGAGAUCCAUGAGCUCUGCCUGAAGCUGAGUGCGGCUGAGGGGCGGAUAACCGGGUUGGAGGCUGAGCUAGCGCGGGUGGAGGGAAUGAAACGGGACGUGGAGUUCAAGCUGGGGAGUCUGCAUUCGGCACUCCGCCGUACUCUGGGCAUCAGCCGAACUGGACGGACACAGAGUCCUGCAGUGAGGGGCCGCAGCAUCUCACCACAGAGACCACUGUCUCCAAUAAAAGGUUUUGACAGCACUUUUACUACGACAGUGGACAGUGGCCAUGGCAAUCCAAUUCCUCAGACUGGGACCCCUGAGCGCAACACCACAUCCCGCUCUGCAUCACCCGAACGUUCCAUCUCUCCGACCCGCAGUGAGCAACUUGUGGCCGACAUUGACCCGGAAGUGGUUCGGACAGCACUGCGAGAAUUCCUUCAGGAGCUGAGAGACACACAGAGGGACCGGGAUGAAGCACACAUUCAGGUUUCUAACUUGAAUAGACAUCUGAGGGAGAUGGAGUUUGAUCAGGACAAUGUCAACACUCGCUUACAGCAGCUGCAGAAAUCAUUGGACGAAUGCGAGGAAGGCAAGCGGGGCAUUGAUGGACGCCUGACCAGCGCUCAGUCUGCACUCGCGCUGCAGGAGGAGGCAAUCCGUCGGAAUGAACGAGAACGCAAAGCGCUGCUUGAAAAGAUUGCAACACUGGAGAGAACCAUCCAGUCUGCUGAUGGUGACCGGCGAAACACACAGGAAAAAUUGAGCAAAAUGAAGGCAAACGAGGCCAAGCUGGAGAGCGACAAGCGCAAACUGAAGGAAUUCCUCGACGCCUCCGAGAGUCGGGCCACCAAGCUGGAGCUGACUCGCCGGUCGCUGGAGGGAGAGCUGCAGAGGAUGAAGUUGGUGGCCAGUGAUCGGGAGACAGAGGUCCAGGCUCUUCAAGAUCGCAUAGACACCCUGCAAAGGCAGGUGGCGGACAGCCAGGCCAAGGCCAACAGCCUGCAGCUGACUGUGGAUCGGCUGAAUGCCUCGCUCACCAAAUCCGAGGAAGGGGAAAGCCACCUGAAAGACAAAGUGCAGAGCCUGUCGCUGCUGCUGUCUGACAGGGCAGUGGGUACAUCCGUGCUCCAGGACAAGGUGGCGCAGCUGCAGAAAGCACUAAGUAGCAGUGAGCAUGACCGACGUAUCCUGCAGGAACGUCUGGAGGCAGCACGUCAAGCUCUUAGUGAGACAAAGAAACAGAACAGCCUCCUGUCGGACAGGGUCCAGGCCCUUCAGACCGAGCAGCACGAUGGGGAGCAACAGCGGGUGGAGCUGGAAUGUCAGCUCCAAAAACAUCAGGAGAUGCUGCACCAGCGUCAGGAAGGAGACGAGAUCACACUGCGGAGUGUUCAGAAACUUCAGGAGGAGAAACAUCUUCUCCAGGAGCGGCUGAGUAUCCUGCAGCGCGCUGUCGCUCAGCUGGAGAACGAGAAGCGUGAGCUGGAGAGGUCGUCAGUCCGUCUGGAGAAGGAUAAAAGUGCCCUGAAAAAGACACUGGACAAGGUGGAGCGUGAGAGACUGCGAACCGAGGAGGAUACGCUGCGCAUAUCUGCAGAGAAGGGGCGCCUGGAUCGUUCACUGACGACUGUGGAACAGGAGCUGGUGGAAGCUCAGAGACAGACCCAGCAACUGCAGGCCCAGCUUUCAGACAUGGAGCAGUCUCACUCUCAGAGUUUGAUUGAAGCUGCUGCCCGCCACCGUCAGGAGCUCCAGAAGGAGACCGAGCGACUGCGUGUGACUCAGUUACAGACCGAGAGGACGCUGGAGGCACGGGAACGUGCUCAUCGGCAGCGCGUGAAAGGACUGGAAGAACAGGUUUCGACCUUGAAGGACCAACUGCAACAGGAACUCCGGAGACGCCAACCUCAGUAUUCCCCCUCCGUUCUGUCUGGGAACUAAUUCCGUCGUUGGUACUUCGCAGCAUCCACGUGGCAGAAUAUCACUUUACAUUCCCUUGAUCAAUCACAGCACACACCACAUACUUCUACUGACAGUAGAGGCAUGGACCCUAUCCUUCACCCCAGUAACAUCUGGUCCAAAUCGACACCUCAACAGCUGACUCCAUGUUCAGUGGACUCCCCAGCAGUGACCUUGACAUUGCUACAGGGCUGGCUUCUUCACUUGUUAACAUUGCUUUCCUAUCCCACAUGCAAGUUGCCAUCACUUUCCUUAUGAAGCCCACUCUGACUGGUCAUUAUGUUUGGUGAAGUGGUCAAAGUAGUUUGCCUUUUGACACUCCAUAGUCUGGGCCAGUCGAGUGAGAAUAGUUUAUUUUAGAACAUCUGGUCAGCAUGGACAAGUUGGACCGAAGGGUCUGUUUCUGUGCUGUAUGACUAUGACUCUAUUUGAAUUAAAUAUUUAGUGGCCUAGUUUUGUUCAGUGUCUGCUCUUCUUCCCAUUUUAAUAACAAAAUGGCAACACAUCUAUAAAACAAUUUUCAGGUUCAGGAGGAUGAAAGACGCUGAAAUGAGAUUUUUAACUCCUAAUCAUUCCUUCUCUGAGUGGUUGUCUAUAUGAGUCACAGAGCCUCAGAAUUAGCACACCCUGCUAUAAGUUAAAAUAAAAUCUAAACCCCUCCAUCCUUCUGAAUUAAGUUAGCUAGAAAUGACUCCCUUUUCCUUUGGGUCUUAUUGUGCUCUGUGGCUAUCAGCACUUUUACUUUUUUAUGUGAUUUGAGGGCACUGGUGCCUGGGCUUCCAGACUCACUCACCCUCAGCCUGGGUCCUGGGUUUUCACCAGUUCCCAGUUUCCCUGCUGUGGAGCCCUUCAGCAUCAACAGGAUCUUAGCACGAGGUUCGAGUUGCUGAUUUCCUGUUGUUUGCUAAUCAUCCAAAUCUAUAUUUUUAAUAUGGGACUUCCAUGUCUUUAUUUUGGGGUAGCAUCGAGGAGCGACAUUAUUAUUAAGGUUUUUAAAUCAUUUUCAACAGCUGUGAAGAAUGCAUCACGACUUGACCCCCUCACUCCCUGCUACUGAUUUGUGUGGAUUGGCAGCAGGAGCCAAUCUUAACAAACUCGACAGAUGGCAAGCUGGUGGAACUGGUAUUUUUGAUUUAACACAGCAGCUUAGUCGAGUCUGGCAGGACUCAGUGUUGGGUACUGAGUGGAGGGAGAGUGAGAGGCUUCAGAAAAUCAGCAUCAAUGAAAGCAAGGAAGAAAGAUUUGCAUUUUUGUAGCACCUUUUAUUACUCAGGUUAUCUCAAUAUGCUUUACAGCCAAUGUACCAUUGAAAUGUAAUCACCAUUAUAAUAUAGGAGAGGUGGCAACCCCAAUUUGUGUAUAGCAAGAUCCCGCAAACAGCAUGGUGACAAUAACCAGUCUGUAGUGAUGUUAGGUAAGAGAUGGAUGUUGGCCUGAAUUUGGGGAAAAUGCCUCUACACUUCAAAACAAUUGCCAUGGGAUGAAAGUGGUGACAAUUUGCAGCAAAAUGUUAAUUUUUGUCAAUGGCUAUUCAAUGUAUAUUGAGGGAUAUGGAGAGGAUGAUUUUAGAUUUUUUUUAAACAUUUCUCUCCUCCUAGUUUUAGUAUUUUAAUCCAAUGCUUCCAGUCCCUGGAAUAUGCACUGUUAGAUUCUCCAGUAGCAUCGACUAUUUUUGAGUGAUUUGUAUAAAUUGUGUUUGUAUUUUAGGUACGGAUUACUAUGGUGCUAGAUCAAAUGAAUGCUGGUAAAUCCCGCUCUAGAUUAGCAGGAGAGAAUAGUAUAUUCUGGAAUAAAAUAUUCUUUUUAAAGAACUUGAGAUUUUUAAAAAACAAUAACGGUAGAAUUUUGUUGAUAGGACAGAUUGUUGAUGUGAUUUCAGAGCUUCCCGGAAGCUGUCAGUGAUAAAUGCAGUAACGAAUCAUUCCGACUAACGUUCCCAAUUUUGAUCCUAAUCUCUGAUAAUACAACUUAAACCAAGUGAUAAUGUGAUAAACCAAUUAUGUCCUUGAGUUAAGGGGAGGCUGUUUCUCUGACUGACCUUUUGUAAUUUGCCCCAGUGACUCUACAUAUGACUGUUGGAGGAAGGAGAAGGACAUCAAAACUGAGCCUGGCCUAAAAGCCACACAAAUGCACAUGAGCCAAGGGAGCUGAUGGAUAAAGUCAGGAGCAGGGAUUCUGGCUGAUCUCUCUCGUCACUGCUUUAACUAAGAUCAGUCAAUUCAGCACCAAUCCAUGUUCAAAUCUGGGACCUUCAUAGAUGUUUUGUCGCUCUAUUGCAUACGGUGGUGGAUUACACACUGACAUCCAGGAUACAGUCUCUCUGUAUUCAGAGACACUGACAGUGCACAAAUGACCCACUAAGGUCCACCUGUAUUUGUGUGCUAUUAGUUCCUCUUUUUCUUUGUUGUAACUUAGGGUCCAUGUAACAAAUUGGGUUUGUGGGUAUGUUUAGUUUAAUAGAUUGCCUAUUCUUCAAAACACAUUAUUUUUCUAGAAUUAUCAAGGAUUUUUUGUAGCAGCUUCUCUUUGACCAUGUGACCAUAAAACAAAUGUAUUCUAAGGUAUUGAAAUAACAAAUAGUUGACAAGACCAAACUAGUUGUUGGGGGCAGCUAAUGUUCAUCUCCUUGCAAGCAUCUGGAUGUAUUUUUGCAAGUCAGUGUUUAGACCAUUUUCCAGAGUGAACCAUUAACCAAAACUGAAUGUUGGAGAUGUAUAUUAAUAUCAAUGUAUUGUGAAAUUAACGUUAAGCAUUGAAAUUCUAAAUGCACCAGCUCCAUUGUCUGACAUACCUUUGGUAUGGUAUAGACAGUGAAAUGUAGACACUUUAUCAGAGCAUUCUGGAUCUAAAUGUCUCUGUCCAGGUCCAUUCUACUUCUGUCUGGAUUAAUAGAUUUUCAUA
This is a messenger RNA of Hemiscyllium ocellatum (epaulette shark), 9178 nucleotides long. Its product is annotated as rootletin-like. The record is from RefSeq and is a predicted model, not a curated record. The transcript has 36 exons. Gene Ontology annotation, biological process: centrosome cycle. NCBI's taxonomy places the organism in Eukaryota, Metazoa, Chordata, Chondrichthyes, Orectolobiformes, Hemiscylliidae. The coding region runs from base 293 to 6259 and encodes 1988 amino acids.